Mytilus californianus (California mussel) is the source of this 10951-nucleotide messenger RNA. RefSeq names its product mucin-2-like. NCBI's taxonomy places the organism in Eukaryota, Metazoa, Mollusca, Bivalvia, Mytilida, Mytilidae. The coding region runs from base 47 to 10951 and encodes 3634 amino acids. The record is from RefSeq and is a predicted model, not a curated record. The transcript is spliced from 64 exons.
AGAAAAUGUGGUCAUAGCUAACCCAUCUGAACCGCCAUCACCAGGAAUGUGUGAUAAAGCACUUGGAAUGAGUGAUGAUAGUAUUGAUGGAACCGUGUCCUACUCGUCAUUUACGAUAAACAGUGGGAAAGGAGGGCUUGAAAAUCCAUGGCUGCCCGAGUCUGGAAAAUUUAUUGGAUCAUUUAUCCAAGUUGAUUUUCAACGAGUUGGCUUCUUCACAAAAAUUGAAAUAAAAGGUGGAAUGAUUAAUGAAAGAACAGGAUAUGUAAAAGAUGUUAGAGUAGAAAUCCUUAAAGAAAAAAAUAAUAAUGAUAGCUGGAAGGAGGUCGGCACAUUCAAAGCAAACACAGAUGUGAAUACAACAGACAUUUUAAGUUUCAACAUGACUAUAGGAUAUGCAAUACGAUUACAACCAAUAACUUGGAAAGACUACCCUAUAAUUGGAUUUGAAGUUUUUGGAUGUCUACCGUCAACCCCAACUACAGGUACUCAAGCUGGAGCACCAGGAACAAGUGCACCUUUGAUUCAAACAACUCAACCGUCGGUAACCACUGGGCCCGCUUCUACAACUGCAGGUUUGGAAAAAUGUCCAGACGAUACGCCAAAUGGCCCAUUAAAUUUUGAAACUGUGACUUCUUCAUCGAAUCCAGAUGGUGCUGAAAACGCUUUAACACCUUCAGGAUGGAAACCGUCAGCUGAAGACGAAAAGCCAGUUUUAGAGUUAUCAACAAGUGACAGUAAUCCGAUAAUGAAUGUUGCUCUAGUAACACAAUUUGCUGACAGCAUUGAUGUCAAACUUUAUAAUGACAACGUUUUAGUUUAUGAGGAGACAGUCAAGGCACAACCAAAUGGCAUCGUAGAACUGGAAUUUAUCAAACCUCUGUUGGCUGACAAGAUAACAUUGACGAUAAUACCUGACCAAACACCUAAUGCCACUCCGGUUGUUAAAAGUGUCAUCGUGGAGGCUUGUAUUAAAGCUGUGACCACAGGACAACCAGCCACAACACCUACAUCGUCUCCAGUGAUUACCUCUGGAACACCUUCUACAGCGUCAACCCCAACUACAGGUACUCAAGCUGGAGCACCAGGAACAAGUCCACCUUUGAUUCAAACAACUCAACCGUCGGUAACCACUGGACCCGCUUCCACAACUGCAGGUUUGGGAAAAUGUCCGGACGAUACGCCAAAUGGCCCAUUAAAAUUUGAAACUGUGACUUCUUCAUCGAAUCCAGAUGGUGCUGAAAACGCUUUAACACCUUUAGGAUGGAAACCGUCAGCUGAAGACGAAAAGCCAGUUUUAGAGUUAUCAACAAGUGACAGUAAUCCGAUAAUGAAUGUUGCUCUAGUAACACAAUUUGUCGACAGCAUUGAUGUCAAACUUUAUAAUGACAACGUUUUAGUUUAUGAGGAGACAGUCAAGGCACAACCAAAUGGCAUCGCAGAACUGGAAUUUAUCAAACCUCAGUUGGCUGACAAGAUAACAUUGACAAUAAUACCUGACCAAACACCUAAUGCAACUCCGGUUGUAAAAAGUGUCACCGUGGAGGCUUGUAUCAAAGCUCUGACCACAGGACAACCAGCCACAACACCUACAUCGUCUCCAGUGAUUACCUCUGGAACACCUUCUACAGCGUCAACCCCAACUACAGGUACUCAAGCUGGAGCACCAGGAACAAGUCCACCUUUGAUUCAAACAACUCAACCGUCGGUAACCACUGGACCCGCUUCUACAACUGCAGGUUUGGAAAAAUGUCCAGACGAUACGCCAAAGGGCCCAUUAAAUUUUGAAACUGUGACUUCUUCAUCGAAUCCAGAUGGUGCUGAAAACGCUUUAACACCUUCAGGAUGGAAACCGUCAGCUGAAGACGAAAAGCCAGUUUUAGAGUUAUCAACAAGUGACAGUAAUCCGAUAAUGAAUGUUGCUCUAAAAACAGAAUUUGUUGACAGUAUUGUUGUCAAACUUUAUAAUGACAACGUUUUAGUUUAUGAGGAGACUGUCAAGGCACAACCAAAUGGCAUCGUAGAACUGGAAUUUAUCAAACCUCAGUUGGCUGACAAGAUAACAUUGACGAUAAUACCUGACCAAACACCUAAUGCAACUCCGGUUGUAAAAAGUGUCACCGUGGAGGCUUGUAUUAAAGCUCUGACCACAGGACAACCAGCCACAACACCUACAUCGUCUCCAGUGAUUACCUCUGGAACACCUUCUACAGCGUCAACCCCAACUACAGGUACUCAAGCUGGAGCACCAGGAACAAGUCCACCUUUGAUUCAAACAACUCAACCGUCGGUAACCACUGGAUCCGCUUCUACAACUGCAGAUGGUGCUGAAAACGCUUUAACACCUUCAGGAUGGAAACCGUCAGCUGAAGACGAAAAGCCAGUUUUAGAGUUAUCAACAAGUGACAGUAAUCCGAUAAUGAAUGUUGCUCUAAAAACAGAAUCUGUUGACAGUAUUGUUGUCAAACUUUAUAAUGACAACGUUUUAGUUUAUGAGGAGACUGUCAAGGCACAACCAAAUGGCAUCGUAGAACUGGAAUUUAUCAAACCUCAGUUGGCUGACAAGAUAACAUUGACGAUAAUACCUGACCAAACACCUAAUGCAACUCCGGUUGUAAAAAGUGUCACCGUGGAGGCUUGUAUUAAAGCUCUGACCACAGGACAACCAGCCACAACACCUACAUCGUCUCCAGUGAUUACCUCUGGAACACCUUCUACAGCGUCAACCCCAACUACAGGUACUCAAGCUGGAGCACCAGGAACAAGUCCACCUUUGAUUCAAACAACUCAACCGUCGGUAACCACUGGACCCGCUUCUACAACUGCAGAUGGUGCUGAAAACGCUUUAACACCUUCAGGAUGGAAACCGUCAGCUGAAGACGAAAAGCCAGUUUUAGAGUUAUCAACAAGUGACAGUAAUCCGAUAAUGAAUGUUGCUCUAAAAACAGAAUCUGUUGACAGUAUUGUUGUCAAACUUUAUAAUGACAACGUUUUAGUUUAUGAGGAGACUGUCAAGGCACAACCAAAUGGCAUCGUAGAACUGGAAUUUAUCAAACCUCAGUUGGCUGACAAGAUAACAUUGACGAUAAUACCUGACCAAACACCUAAUGCAACUCCGGUUGUAAAAAGUGUCACCGUGGAGGCUUGUAUUAAAGCUCUGACCACAGGACAACCAGCCACAACACCUACAUCGUCUCCAGUGAUUACCUCUGGAACACCUUCUACAGCGUCAACCCCAACUACAGGUACUCAAGCUGGAGCACCAGGAACAAGUCCACCUUUGAUUCAAACAACUCAACCGUCGGUAACCACUGGACCCGCUUCUACAACUGCAGAUGGUGCUGAAAACGCUUUAACACCUUCAGGAUGGAAACCGUCAGCUGAAGACGAAAAGCCAGUUUUAGAGUUAUCAACAAGUGACAGUAAUCCGAUAAUGAAUGUUGCUCUAAAAACAGAAUCUGUUGACAGUAUUGUUGUCAAACUUUAUAAUGACAACGUUUUAGUUUAUGAGGAGACUGUCAAGGCACAACCAAAUGGCAUCGUAGAACUGGAAUUUAUCAAACCUCAGUUGGCUGACAAGAUAACAUUGACGAUAAUACCUGACCAAACACCUAAUGCAACUCCGGUUGUAAAAAGUGUCACCGUGGAGGCUUGUAUUAAAGCUCUGACCACAGGACAACCAGCCACAACACCUACAUCGUCUCCAGUGAUUACCUCUGGAACACCUUCUACAGCGUCAACCCCAACUACAGGUACUCAAGCUGGAGCACCAGGAACAAGUCCACCUUUGAUUCAAACAACUCAACCGUCGGUAACCACUGGACCCGCUUCUACAACUGCAGAUGGUGCUGAAAACGCUUUAACACCUUCAGGAUGGAAACCGUCAGCUGAAGACGAAAAGCCAGUUUUAGAGUUAUCAACAAGUGACAGUAAUCCGAUAAUGAAUGUUGCUCUAAAAACAGAAUCUGUUGACAGUAUUGUUGUCAAACUUUAUAAUGACAACGUUUUAGUUUAUGAGGAGACUGUCAAGGCACAACCAAAUGGCAUCGUAGAACUGGAAUUUAUCAAACCUCAGUUGGCUGACAAGAUAACAUUGACGAUAAUACCUGACCAAACACCUAAUGCAACUCCGGUUGUAAAAAGUGUCACCGUGGAGGCUUGUAUUAAAGCUCUGACCACAGGACAACCAGCCACAACACCUACAUCGUCUCCAGUGAUUACCUCUGGAACACCUUCUACAGCGUCAACCCCAACUACAGGUACUCAAGCUGGAGCACCAGGAACAAGUCCACCUUUGAUUCAAACAACUCAACCGUCGGUAACCACUGGACCCGCUUCUACAACUGCAGAUGGUGCUGAAAACGCUUUAACACCUUCAGGAUGGAAACCGUCAGCUGAAGACGAAAAGCCAGUUUUAGAGUUAUCAACAAGUGACAGUAAUCCGAUAAUGAAUGUUGCUCUAAAAACAGAAUCUGUUGACAGUAUUGUUGUCAAACUUUAUAAUGACAACGUUUUAGUUUAUGAGGAGACUGUCAAGGCACAACCAAAUGGCAUCGUAGAACUGGAAUUUAUCAAACCUCAGUUGGCUGACAAGAUAACAUUGACGAUAAUACCUGACCAAACACCUAAUGCAACUCCGGUUGUAAAAAGUGUCACCGUGGAGGCUUGUAUUAAAGCUCUGACCACAGGACAACCAGCCACAACACCUACAUCGUCUCCAGUGAUUACCUCUGGAACACCUUCUACAGCGUCAACCCCAACUACAGGUACUCAAGCUGGAGCACCAGGAACAAGUCCACCUUUGAUUCAAACAACUCAACCGUCGGUAACCACUGGACCCGCUUCUACAACUGCAGAUGGUGCUGAAAACGCUUUAACACCUUCAGGAUGGAAACCGUCAGCUGAAGACGAAAAGCCAGUUUUAGAGUUAUCAACAAGUGACAGUAAUCCGAUAAUGAAUGUUGCUCUAAAAACAGAAUCUGUUGACAGUAUUGUUGUCAAACUUUAUAAUGACAACGUUUUAGUUUAUGAGGAGACUGUCAAGGCACAACCAAAUGGCAUCGUAGAACUGGAAUUUAUCAAACCUCAGUUGGCUGACAAGAUAACAUUGACGAUAAUACCUGACCAAACACCUAAUGCAACUCCGGUUGUAAAAAGUGUCACCGUGGAGGCUUGUAUUAAAGCUCUGACCACAGGACAACCAGCCACAACACCUACAUCGUCUCCAGUGAUUACCUCUGGAACACCUUCUACAGCGUCAACCCCAACUACAGGUACUCAAGCUGGAGCACCAGGAACAAGUCCACCUUUGAUUCAAACAACUCAACCGUCGGUAACCACUGGACCCGCUUCUACAACUGCAGAUGGUGCUGAAAACGCUUUAACACCUUCAGGAUGGAAACCGUCAGCUGAAGACGAAAAGCCAGUUUUAGAGUUAUCAACAAGUGACAGUAAUCCGAUAAUGAAUGUUGCUCUAAAAACAGAAUCUGUUGACAGUAUUGUUGUCAAACUUUAUAAUGACAACGUUUUAGUUUAUGAGGAGACUGUCAAGGCACAACCAAAUGGCAUCGUAGAACUGGAAUUUAUCAAACCUCAGUUGGCUGACAAGAUAACAUUGACGAUAAUACCUGACCAAACACCUAAUGCAACUCCGGUUGUAAAAAGUGUCACCGUGGAGGCUUGUAUUAAAGCUCUGACCACAGGACAACCAGCCACAACACCUACAUCGUCUCCAGUGAUUACCUCUGGAACACCUUCUACAGCGUCAACCCCAACUACAGGUACUCAAGCUGGAGCACCAGGAACAAGUCCACCUUUGAUUCAAACAACUCAACCGUCGGUAACCACUGGACCCGCUUCUACAACUGCAGAUGGUGCUGAAAACGCUUUAACACCUUCAGGAUGGAAACCGUCAGCUGAAGACGAAAAGCCAGUUUUAGAGUUAUCAACAAGUGACAGUAAUCCGAUAAUGAAUGUUGCUCUAAAAACAGAAUCUGUUGACAGUAUUGUUGUCAAACUUUAUAAUGACAACGUUUUAGUUUAUGAGGAGACUGUCAAGGCACAACCAAAUGGCAUCGUAGAACUGGAAUUUAUCAAACCUCAGUUGGCUGACAAGAUAACAUUGACGAUAAUACCUGACCAAACACCUAAUGCAACUCCGGUUGUAAAAAGUGUCACCGUGGAGGCUUGUAUUAAAGCUCUGACCACAGGACAACCAGCCACAACACCUACAUCGUCUCCAGUGAUUACCUCUGGAACACCUUCUACAGCGUCAACCCCAACUACAGGUACUCAAGCUGGAGCACCAGGAACAAGUCCACCUUUGAUUCAAACAACUCAACCGUCGGUAACCACUGGACCCGCUUCUACAACUGCAGAUGGUGCUGAAAACGCUUUAACACCUUCAGGAUGGAAACCGUCAGCUGAAGACGAAAAGCCAGUUUUAGAGUUAUCAACAAGUGACAGUAAUCCGAUUAUGAAUGUUGCUCUAAAAACAGAAUCUGUUGACAGUAUUGUUGUCAAACUUUAUAAUGACAACGUUUUAGUUUAUGAGGAGACUGUCAAGGCACAACCAAAUGGCAUCGUAGAACUGGAAUUUAUCAAACCUCAGUUGGCUGACAAGAUAACAUUGACGAUAAUACCUGACCAAACACCUAAUGCAACUCCGGUUGUAAAAAGUGUCACCGUGGAGGCUUGUAUUAAAGCUCUGACCACAGGACAACCAGCCACAACACCUACAUCGUCUCCAGUGAUUACCUCUGGAACACCUUCUACAGCGUCAACCCCAACUACAGGUACUCAAGCUGGAGCACCAGGAACAAGUCCACCUUUGAUUCAAACAACUCAACCGUCGGUAACCACUGGACCCGCUUCUACAACUGCAGAUGGUGCUGAAAACGCUUUAACACCUUCAGGAUGGAAACCGUCAGCUGAAGACGAAAAGCCAGUUUUAGAGUUAUCAACAAGUGACAGUAAUCCGAUAAUGAAUGUUGCUCUAAAAACAGAAUCUGUUGACAGUAUUGUUGUCAAACUUUAUAAUGACAACGUUUUAGUUUAUGAGGAGACUGUCAAGGCACAACCAAAUGGCAUCGUAGAACUGGAAUUUAUCAAACCUCAGUUGGCUGACAAGAUAACAUUGACGAUAAUACCUGACCAAACACCUAAUGCAACUCCGGUUGUAAAAAGUGUCACCGUGGAGGCUUGUAUUAAAGCUCUGACCACAGGACAACCAGCCACAACACCUACAUCGUCUCCAGUGAUUACCUCUGGAACACCUUCUACAGCGUCAACCCCAACUACAGGUACUCAAGCUGGAGCACCAGGAACAAGUCCACCUUUGAUUCAAACAACGCAACCGUCGGUAACCACUGGACCCGCUUCUACAACUGCAGAUGGUGCUGAAAACGCUUUAACACCUUCAGGAUGGAAACCGUCAGCUGAAGACGAAAAGCCAGUUUUAGAGUUAUCAACAAGUGACAGUAAUCCGAUAAUGAAUGUUGCUCUAAAAACAGAAUCUGUUGACAGUAUUGUUGUCAAACUUUAUAAUGACAACGUUUUAGUUUAUGAGGAGACUGUCAAGGCACAACCAAAUGGCAUCGUAGAACUGGAAUUUAUCAAACCUCAGUUGGCUGACAAGAUAACAUUGACGAUAAUACCUGACCAAACACCUAAUGCAACUCCGGUUGUAAAAAGUGUCACCGUGGAGGCUUGUAUUAAAGCUCUGACCACAGGACAACCAGCCACAACACCUACAUCGUCUCCAGUGAUUACCUCUGGAACACCUUCUACAGCGUCAACCCCAACUACAGGUACUCAAGCUGGAGCACCAGGAACAAGUCCACCUUUGAUUCAAACAACUCAACCGUCGGUAACCACUGGACCCGCUUCUACAACUGCAGAUGGUGCUGAAAACGCUUUAACACCUUCAGGAUGGAAACCGUCAGCUGAAGACGAAAAGCCAGUUUUAGAGUUAUCAACAAGUGACAGUAAUCCGAUAAUGAAUGUUGCUCUAAAAACAGAAUCUGUUGACAGUAUUGUUGUCAAACUUUAUAAUGACAACGUUUUAGUUUAUGAGGAGACUGUCAAGGCACAACCAAAUGGCAUCGUAGAACUGGAAUUUAUCAAACCUCAGUUGGCUGACAAGAUAACAUUGACGAUAAUACCUGACCAAACACCUAAUGCAACUCCGGUUGUAAAAAGUGUCAUCGUGGAGGCUUGUAUUAAAGCUCUGACCACAGGACAACCAGCCACAACACCUACAUCGUCUCCAGUGAUUACCUCUGGAACACCUUCUACAGCGUCAACCCCAACUACAGGUACUCAAGCUGGAGCACCAGGAACAAGUCCACCUUUGAUUCAAACAACUCAACCGUCGGUAACCACUGGACCCGCUUCUACAACUGCAGAUGGUGCUGAAAACGCUUUAACACCUUCAGGAUGGAAACCGUCAGCUGAAGACGAAAAGCCAGUUUUAGAGUUAUCAACAAGUGACAGUAAUCCGAUAAUGAAUGUUGCUCUAAAAACAGAAUCUGUUGACAGUAUUGUUGUCAAACUUUAUAAUGACAACGUUUUAGUUUAUGAGGAGACUGUCAAGGCACAACCAAAUGGCAUCGUAGAACUGGAAUUUAUCAAACCUCAGUUGGCUGACAAGAUAACAUUGACGAUAAUACCUGACCAAACACCUAAUGCAACUCCGGUUGUAAAAAGUGUCACCGUGGAGGCUUGUAUUAAAGCUCUGACCACAGGACAACCAGCCACAACACCUACAUCGUCUCCAGUGAUUACCUCUGGAACACCUUCUACAGCGUCAACCCCAACUACAGGUACUCAAGCUGGAGCACCAGGAACAAGUCCACCUUUGAUUCAAACAACUCAACCGUCGGUAACCACUGGACCCGCUUCUACAACUGCAGAUGGUGCUGAAAACGCUUUAACACCUUCAGGAUGGAAACCGUCAGCUGAAGACGAAAAGCCAGUUUUAGAGUUAUCAACAAGUGACAGUAAUCCGAUAAUGAAUGUUGCUCUAAAAACAGAAUCUGUUGACAGUAUUGUUGUCAAACUUUAUAAUGACAACGUUUUAGUUUAUGAGGAGACUGUCAAGGCACAACCAAAUGGCAUCGUAGAACUGGAAUUUAUCAAACCUCAGUUGGCUGACAAGAUAACAUUGACGAUAAUACCUGACCAAACACCUAAUGCAACUCCGGUUGUAAAAAGUGUCACCGUGGAGGCUUGUAUUAAAGCUCUGACCACAGGACAACCAGCCACAACACCUACAUCGUCUCCAGUGAUUACCUCUGGAACACCUUCUACAGCGUCAACCCCAACUACAGGUACUCAAGCUGGAGCACCAGGAACAAGUCCACCUUUGAUUCAAACAACUCAACCGUCGGUAACCACUGGACCCGCUUCUACAACUGCAGAUGGUGCUGAAAACGCUUUAACACCUUCAGGAUGGAAACCGUCAGCUGAAGACGAAAAGCCAGUUUUAGAGUUAUCAACAAGUGACAGUAAUCCGAUAAUGAAUGUUGCUCUAAAAACAGAAUCUGUUGACAGUAUUGUUGUCAAACUUUAUAAUGACAACGUUUUAGUUUAUGAGGAGACUGUCAAGGCACAACCAAAUGGCAUCGUAGAACUGGAAUUUAUCAAACCUCAGUUGGCUGACAAGAUAACAUUGACGAUAAUACCUGACCAAACACCUAAUGCAACUCCGGUUGUAAAAAGUGUCACCGUGGAGGCUUGUAUUAAAGCUCUGACCACAGGACAACCAGCCACAACACCUACAUCGUCUCCAGUGAUUACCUCUGGAACACCUUCUACAGCGUCAACCCCAACUACAGGUACUCAAGCUGGAGCACCAGGAACAAGUCCACCUUUGAUUCAAACAACUCAACCGUCGGUAACCACUGGACCCGCUUCUACAACUGCAGAUGGUGCUGAAAACGCUUUAACACCUUCAGGAUGGAAACCGUCAGCUGAAGACGAAAAGCCAGUUUUAGAGUUAUCAACAAGUGACAGUAAUCCGAUAAUGAAUGUUGCUCUAAAAACAGAAUCUGUUGACAGUAUUGUUGUCAAACUUUAUAAUGACAACGUUUUAGUUUAUGAGGAGACUGUCAAGGCACAACCAAAUGGCAUCGUAGAACUGGAAUUUAUCAAACCUCAGUUGGCUGACAAGAUAACAUUGACGAUAAUACCUGACCAAACACCUAAUGCAACUCCGGUUGUAAAAACUGUCACCGUGGAGGCUUGUAUUAAAGCUCUGACCACAGGACAACCAGCCACAACACCUACAUCGUCUCCAGUGAUUACCUCUGGAACACCUUCUACAGCGUCAACCCCAACUACAGGUACUCAAGCUGGAGCACCAGGAACAAGUCCACCUUUGAUUCAAACAACUCAACCGUCGGUAACCACUGGACCCGCUUCUACAACUGCAGAUGGUGCUGAAAACGCUUUAACACCUUCAGGAUGGAAACCGUCAGCUGAAGACGAAAAGCCAGUUUUAGAGUUAUCAACAAGUGACAGUAAUCCGAUAAUGAAUGUUGCUCUAAAAACAGAAUCUGUUGACAGUAUUGUUGUCAAACUUUAUAAUGACAACGUUUUAGUUUAUGAGGAGACUGUCAAGGCACAACCAAAUGGCAUCGUAGAACUGGAAUUUAUCAAACCUCAGUUGGCUGACAAGAUAACAUUGACGAUAAUACCUGACCAAACACCUAAUGCAACUCCGGUUGUAAAAAGUGUCACCGUGGAGGCUUGUAUUAAAGCUGUGACCACAGGACAACCAGCCACAACACCUACAUCGUCUCCAGUGAUUACCUCUGGAACACCUUCUACAGCGUCAACCCCAACUACAGGUACUCAAGCUGGAGCACCAGGAACAAGUCCACCUUUGAUUCAAACAACUCAACCGUCGGUAACCACUGGACCCGCUUCUACAACUGCAGGUAUUUUUUAA